AUGACUCGCAUUGCGGAUUACCGUGUUCAGGCCAAAGCAGAGACGACAAAGCGCCUGAUUGCACAGCUAAUCAAUGAGGAACUGGCGAGACUUACUAUUAGUGCUUGCGGUCAGUCUGAGAUAUAUGAAGCUUGUAUUUCAAAAGAUGGCGAUACCACCCGACGAAUACUGCUUUGUGUACGUGACAGGAACCGUUCUCUUGGGCGGCCAAACGACUUCAUAGCACCUGUUAUUCUGGACAGUGCAGACCUGGAAGUGAAACAUGAUGAUCCGGGCACGAUCUUCGACUUCAUCUCCUCUUGGUUAGACUGCAAUGAGAAAAUGAAAGAAUCGAUCGUCAGCGAGUUGCGGAAUUCUGCAAUCAUGUUAGAAAAAUGGAUGGAAUACGGGGCUAAGAAACCAAUGCUCAACCUGAAUUCCCCAUUUAUUGAAUGGGAACAGUCGGUCGUUUCAGGCCAUCCCACUCAUCCGUCCCUUCGGGACUUGUUCGAAAUUGAGGAUAUCAGCACUGACAAAAGUAUCAUCGUGCCAUGCCUUUUGCAACAACUCCCCGCUGUCCAGAGGUUCUUUCCGGAAGCAAAAGUAAUAAAAUCAGUCCCUCAUUGCGCCAAGGCCCAGACCUCUAUACGAACUGUGUCUGUCUCAGGUUUUGAGCUGGAGAAAUUCUCUCUUGCUUGCCUGAUAACAUCAGGAUUCCGGGCUUUGGCAUGCUGGGCUGCAGCUCUUGCUGUAGACAUGACCUAUGUACUUCGGAAGCUACUUCCGUCCGACCUGUGGAUAUUCGGAGAGGUCGCGGCCAUAACCGGCAGCCAGGAAGACGUAAGUGAAGCUCGACAUUUGACCUGCGUGCUAAGGGAGAGCCUCGAGGUCAGAGCCGAACGAAAUGACGAGAGCUUGAUUCUUGUUUCUGCGUUGAUGGAAAAACCGGGUAAUGGCGAGGCGACAUAUGCUGAAAUAUUAUUCGACUUGAAAACGGCGGAACGUAAGAUAGAAUGGUUCAAAGGCUAUAUCUCAUGUCUUCUUCCCUUGGCGCUAGACCCUCUCCGACGUCACGGAAUAGGUUGCGAGUUCCAUGCGCAGAAUACAAUCGUGCGCCUCUGCCGCAAGACCAAGUCAAUUAAAGGGUUCGCAAUCCGAGACCUAUCCGGGGUGAGGUUGCAUGGGUCUUCACUCAAGGAGCAGGGAUUUGACAUCAGCAAAUUUGACAAUGUUUCCACCGAAGAACUCCCAAUGUUGUGGAACAGAAUGCAUCAUGCGUUGAUACAAAACAAUAUUGGUUUCAUGCUUUACGCUUUUGGUUUAGAAAAUAACCCCGAGGGAUGGGCUGCUGUGCACUCCAUCCUCUCAGACACUUUAGAGUCGGGGAAUGAUUUGAUUGGGAAGGAAAUCUUUCAACACUUCUGCAAGGAGACAAUGCCGUUCAAAUGCUUCAUCAACAUGAGAAUGAAUGCUCUGUUCAACUGCGUCAGUACCCUGCCUCAUAUCCUGAACGUCUUGCUUAUACGUGAAACUAGCCAAUGA
This is a messenger RNA of Aspergillus steynii IBT 23096, 1521 nucleotides long. RefSeq lists its product as uncharacterized. Gene Ontology annotation, biological process: siderophore biosynthetic process. Lineage: Eukaryota; Fungi; Ascomycota; Eurotiomycetes; Eurotiales; Aspergillaceae. Bases 1 to 1521 code for a protein of 506 amino acids. The transcript has 4 exons. The record is from RefSeq and is a predicted model, not a curated record.